AUGCUGGAAACGAAAGCAAAAGGUGAAAUGACCCACUACGGCCAGAUCGGACAAUACCUUGUUAACACAAGGGACAGUGCGACAGGGUUUUACCACUACAUCGAAUCCCUGAAACGAAAGGCAGAAGAUCUGGACAAUCUUACUCGACGUCAGCGCCUAUGCCAGGCAAGCGACGAAUGUGCCAGGAGCUCACAGUCACCCCCCGACCCGGCAGACGAUACGCACAGUAGUCCGCAAACAUCUCAUGCCACGUCGCUGACCGAGCAAACGAGUCUCACAGAGAGGUCUGUACAGGCAGCCAUGGGAGAGAUUGGCUUUCUAUCCCGCAAUGCUAUGGCAGAGCCGCGCGACCAGGCGAGCGGCUUUCCUCAGGAGCUGGCCAUAGGAAGCAUGAUUAGGGCUUCACUAGCUAUUUCUGGGAGUGACCCAACACAAUCUCUACCUCCGUCCCAGAAAUCUAGAUACAUGCCUAUGGUGGGACACACCCCCAAUAUCAGCAAGGAGUUCAUGACAGGGUGCCUGGACAGCCUGCUGCAGCGGACCAAAAUCAUCUGUCCAUAUCUCGAUGAGGCGGAGAUGGUGUGUCCUCCUUGCGCUUCGCUCUGCGUAAUGGAUCGACCGUUCGGGAUUGAAGAUAGGGAUAUUACACUGAGGCUUCCAUCGAAUGUGCACAGUCCGUCAGAGUGGUUCGACUUUAGGGCGCACGUUCUUAUGCAUGCUAGACUCGUAUCCAAUAUGCGCGACUCCCCAGAGCAUGGCCCUAUUUUUCAAUAUCAAGCGCUAUGUUACUGGAGAGACAUACCCAAGGGUGCGGAAGGCUUCAGUCAACCAUUGAGCACAAUCCGCGCGAUAGGACAGCUCACCUGUAGGGCUUUGAUGAGAACGAGCAUUCUCGGGCCUACCCAAGCACUCCAACAGGAUAUAAUGACCGUCUGCAGAGAGUAUAUCAAUGGUGAAUACGACGCCUUAGAGAAAGGAUAUUUCUCUGGGUCAUUUAUCGACGCCUUUGAUGUAUUCUCUGCAGGGGCGGUCAUCAUCGUCCUGGGGAGGUCGUCACCCUUGCUGGAAUCACCCAGUGGAGCGAGUGUUCUGAGCAAGUGCACUGCACUAUUGACCAUCAUUGGGGAGAGAUUCUCCGCCCUCAAAGUUCUCUGCAGAGUUCUUUGGCGUUUUCAGGAGUCGGCAGACGAUACACAGAACAAUCUGGCAACUGUGUGGGCUAUCAGGCGUCAAUUCGAAGCAUCCAACAACCUCAACAUGCCGCCCAGCAGAGCUGAUGAUCUGAUGUCAACUGGCCAGCCGGCCAGCUCGGAGAAAUCAACUGUCUAUGUCCUCGACCCAUUCCCUCCGAAGGCCAUCGAGCACGCAAAGACACUUUUCAAUAUCAUUCAGCCACACGAUGAAGCCUUUCAACACUGGAGAGCAAAUGCCCGCGCUUUGUUGAUCCGAAGUUCGUAUCUUACCGCCGAAGACAUCGCCAGUUGCCCCAACCUCGUCGCUAUUGGCAAGCACGGCGUAGGAAUCGAAAAAAUUGACCAGGACGCCUGUGUAAAAAGAGGAAUCAAGAUUCUCAACACGCCGGGGGCGAACGCGCGCGACGUGGCUGAACUUGUUGUCACCCUCGCCCUGUCAGUUGCACGCGGCAUUCGGUCCAUCACGACUCGCCAGAUGUCGAAGCCUGUCCCCAAGGAGACCUGCAAUGGGUUGACUCUGUAUCAGAAGACCAUCGGAAUUAUUGGCAUGGGGAAUAUCGGACGAACUGUUGCAGAAAUCUUUCGGGGUGGCUUUGCGGCGGACAUAGUGGCUUAUGAUGCAUAUACGCCGGACAAUAUUUGGCAGCAUAUCCCGCAUGUCAGAGCGAGAAGCAUCGAUGAAGUGCUCGUACGGGCUGAUGUCCUGUCUAUUCACGUGCCACUUACAAAGGACACCCGGGAUAUGAUCACAUAUGACCGUAUUCGCGCGAUGAAGCCGGACGCGAUUCUCAUCAAUGCAGCUCGGGGAGGCAUUGUGAACGAGCGGGACCUUACCAGAGCACUAUCUGAGGGCUAUCUGUGGGGCGCCGGACUAGAUUGCCACGAACAAGAGCCUCCAAGUCAUGAAAAGUACGGAUUGCUGUGGGAAAACCUGAAUGUCAUCAGCACGCCGCAUAUUGGAGCGGCCACCUCCAGGGCGCAGUUGGCCAGCGCGACAGCGGCGAUUGACAAUCUGCACAGAUACCUCUCCGACAUUUGA
Molecule: messenger RNA, 2232 nt
Organism: Aspergillus terreus NIH2624
Lineage: Eukaryota; Fungi; Ascomycota; Eurotiomycetes; Eurotiales; Aspergillaceae
Exons: 8
Coding region: 1-2232 (743 amino acids)
Cellular component (GO): cytosol
Molecular function (GO): NAD binding; hydroxypyruvate reductase [NAD(P)H] activity; glyoxylate reductase (NADPH) activity
Source: RefSeq, a predicted model, not a curated record